UCUUUCUUUUGCUUUGCAGUGCUGUGCAUCACGCCGGAAUUCGACUCGUAUGAGGCGAAUGUUACCUCAACGAAUGGAACAACGGCUGUCUUACCCUGCACCAUCAACCACCUCAGUUCCCAUCAGGUGGUAUGGACCAAUCCAGAUUCAACAAUCGUAUCUUUGCAAAUUCAGCGUAUAAUUGACGACGUUAGAAUCAGUGUGGAACGACCAUAUAUCAAAGAUUGGCACCUCCAUAUAAGGAAUGUACGGGUGAGUGACAGUGGGGAGUACACGUGUCAAAUCAAUACAACACCAGUGAAAAUGAAGAUUAUUAAUUUAAAAGUUGUUGUGCCACCAACAAUAAUCAGUCAUUUGUCCAGUACAGAUAUGGAGGUACGAGAAGGUGACACAGUUACAUUAAUAUGCAAUGUUACUGGUAUUCCACACCCAAACGUCACGUGGUAUCGACAAUCAGCCAGUAAUGACUAUUCUACAAUGGAAAUUGCAGUCGAUGUCUGCUUGAAGAUGGCCGAUAAGUCUGGUUUACAAGCGGAAAGUUCGAGAGCAAGACCAAACAAACCAGGAAUCGGACAACAAGGAGAAGUUUUAGUAAUCCAUAAUGUCAGCCGAUAUUGUGAUGAUGUGUAUGAAUGUGUAGCCAAAAAUGGUAUUCCACCCGUUGUUAGUCGAAAAAUAAAAGUUUCCGUCGAUUUUGCACCAGAGGUACAGUUACGGAAUAAACGAAUUGGUCAAGUUAGUGGGCGAGAAACUAUUUUAGAUUGUCGAAUUACUGCUUCACCGCAGGGUGUGACAGUAUGGAUGCGAAACGGAAAAGAACUUUUUAACAAUGAAAAAUACAGCAUUGAAGUUUUUAAUGAAGGAGGACAUACUAUAACUCUAAGUCUACGAAUAACUCAAAUUAAGGCAAGUGAUUUUGGAGAAUAUACUUGUCUAGCAUCGAAUCACCUCGGAAGAGACAGAGAGACGAUGGUACUUUACGAAAAAAGACGGACAACUCCGGCACCAACCGCGAAUAGAACACACAAAAAGCGUCCUUUUAUCAAUUACACAAAUACCGAACACCUGAAUCGCGGGCAAGAGGACAUAAACUUGGAUAAAAAUAUUGUGGUGACCGUCAAAAAUUUUUCUAACCAGUCAUUUAAAAACGACCCUAGCCGUCCGUUAGCACCAUGGUCAGAAUCUUCCGGUUGCUUCAGUAUUAUCAAUGAUAACGGGCUCUGUCUGAAGUCUAUAGGCAUGUAUAUCUUCGGCAUUAUAAUCAGCAGUGUUCUCAGUGACCAUUCUCUUCUCUAGCAGCUUUAUACGUACGAUAUCGUCUACAAAACCAAUCCUGAAACUUCAAAUACAAAAGCUCAUCAAACAUGUUUUAUUUCAUAAAUCAUAACAACAAAGUCGGUAGCCAUGCUAAAGAGACAUUGAAGACGCCCAUUCACAGCUAUGCUCUUAUUGGAAUGGCCAAAUCUGCUGACAAAAAGCUUUUUGUAUCAAUUUAAAUGUGCAAUCAUCGGCAAAAAAAUGAAGGGCCAGAAAUAAAGGGAGAAGAAAACGGAUGAAUUAAGAUGAAAUGAGACUUUUAAAUACAAACUCAAGUACCUGAGAAUUACGAAAUCAUAGUUAGGCAAACUGGACAGCUAUGUUUAUGUGUUCUCAUCUAGAGAAAGACUUUAAACAACUUGUUUAACGUUAAAUCUUCCUAAUUAUUUAGGAGUAUUAAUGAGUAAAGAGACUUAUUCACAGGGCAAAUGUAUUAAUUUACAUACAAUAUGACAGUUGUUGGAAAAUGUUUGCCUGAGAAAUAGCCACAGUUACACAAAGAAAUGUUUCUGAAAUUCUAUGGCAAGCUACCCCUGUAGCCUGUUUAUAGAAAGUAUAGGAACUAUAAUAUUAAAAGAAAUAUAUGACAAUAAUCUUAAGCCAAUUAUCUUCCAGCCAGAACAAUGCGGAAACUUCUUACUUCCUGAAUGUUUACGUCUGUUAAUAUUCAGGUCCCUGAUAAAAAAAAAGAUAUAUAUAUAUAUAUAAUGAUAUAAACGAAAAACAAACAAAUAAAUAAAUAAAACA
Molecule: messenger RNA, 2064 nt
Organism: Octopus sinensis (East Asian common octopus)
Lineage: Eukaryota; Metazoa; Mollusca; Cephalopoda; Octopoda; Octopodidae
Product: limbic system-associated membrane protein
Exons: 8
Cellular component (GO): neuron projection
Source: RefSeq, a predicted model, not a curated record